This is a messenger RNA of Zootermopsis nevadensis, 2467 nucleotides long. RefSeq lists its product as uncharacterized. The record is from RefSeq and is a predicted model, not a curated record. NCBI's taxonomy places the organism in Eukaryota, Metazoa, Arthropoda, Insecta, Blattodea, Termopsidae.
UCUUUUUUUCUUUGUGCUGAGAUUUGGAACUCGUCCAGAUGCGUGAGACUUGUCCUUACCAUCUCGAUUACUAUGGAUGGUUAGACGUAGAAGGUUGUCUUGUAUCUUGACAAAACAUGGCACUAAAAAAUACAGCUUAUGAGAGUAGAGUAGACGACCAGUCGUGUUACGUACGCGAAUGGAAGAGGAUGGAUCAGUGCGGCGAAGACUGUAUGCAGAGUGCAGUGAUGUAACCUGGGCGUCUUGGCUAUUAUCUUGUUUCAAGAACUGCUGACCAACUGGAAUCUACACAUCAUUAACUUUUAUAAUGCCCCAACACCAUCAGCCAGUGACUUUGCUUUCACUAUGUCAUACUCAAGUUGCAACAAACUUGGUUUCAACUUGCCGUUUACUCCAGCUUAUAGCCCAGGACUCAUCAGCUGCACAUGCCUUGACACUAGCUCGCCGCAGGUUCCGUCCAAAUUUGCUCUUGUCUCUGCCAGGUCUGAUACGAUCACAACUAAUUGAGGAAGUGUCAAAAUUACUGUCAGCACCAGCACCAGAUGGUAGUGCUGGAGGAGCAGGCCCUGCACCACUCUACCUCCUUGCACUAUUACUUGCACCAGAUGUGCAUCGACUAAGAGUAGAAUUAUGUUGUUACUAUGGAUGCAGCCAUCAGGCAGCUCUGUUACGCCUCUUGGCAUCAGAAGGCCGUGGAUUAGAAACCUUGGAACUUGCUCGUUCAGCCUUGCUACGCUUGGAUCGCAGUCUGCUACACGAUGCUUUGGUAUCAGCCACCUCACUCCGACACCUCAUUCUUCACAACAUAGCUGGUGAUGCAGUUCUGCAAGUUAUUGGAACAGCAUGCCCAAAUCUUGUUGUCCUUGAUGUAUCUCAUUCAAGACAAGUGACAGAUGCUGGACUUCGACAUCUCUUCUUUCAAGUAGAACUUCAUGAUAAAGCAUCAUCUUCCACAGCAGGGAAAUGUGAGAUAUCUGACUUAGAACAAUGUGUAAAUUCAAAUGGAGGAUGUAGUGGCAGAGGGUGGGGAAGGCUAAGAAUUCUGCUUCGACUUUUCCCACGACUGAGGUUAAAUCGUGAGGGAGAAAACAAGAUGAGGGAUCGAUCAUUUCUUCUCGAGUACUGUGAACGUCGUAACCCUCUCUGCGAUACUCUUAGAAUCCUUAAUGUUGCCAAUACAGGUGUCACCACUGCAGGGGUUCUGUUAGCUCUACAUCAUGUUCCCCAUAUACAGUCUCUUGGUGACUAUGGUCACAUGGGAAGGGCACUUGAAAUACUAGAUCGAGCAUGGACUGCAUCAACAGGAGACAGUGAUCCUCCAUCACCUCCUAGCUUUAGCCUCAUUUCUGCACGAUGCCAACGAACAACAAUGAGACGACUUGAACUACUUUCUCUUGCUUGCCCUGCAUUACAGAAGCUUACCAUUUAUGAACCACAUCACCCACCCUCAGCACUGCAUGUAUUCCCCCCCACCCUCACUACCCUUCACCUCCUCAGUAUUCCAUCUGAUGCAAACUGGAUUGCUGGACUUUAUGCCUUCUUGGCAAGUCCUCAAGGUGCAAACUUACAUGAUCUUGCAUUACGUUUUUCUCUUGGUGAACAGUAUAUGUCACUGGACCUUAGCCAAAUCUUAAAAUCAUGCCCAAAUCUCCAAAAAUUAGCAGAAGAUGGCGCAGAUGUCGAAUGGAGGAGGGAAUUUCAGGAUGACACAAUGAAUAUCAUUCCACCAUUAUUAAACCUGCGGAGCAUUCAACUGGGGCGUGUGGUGACUGCAAGAGCAUUGAUUGAAUUGCUUAAGCGGGCACCUGCUCUUGAAAUAGCACACUUUUACAGAUGCCCUGACCUAACUGAUGAUCACUUAAUUAGUCUUACUGCCAAACCAUCUAAUACUAGUCACUAUUACAGGGGUGGGGAGAUCCAAAGUUCAGCUGUAUAUCCCUACCUAUCCCAGCACCUGGAGUGUUUCUAUGUCUACGAGGCUUCCCACAUAACUGCGCCAACAGUAGUUACAUUACUUGCUUGUUGUGAGAACCUUUUACGGACUGGUAACCUAAGUAACUGGGGUCUCGACUGUGAAGGAAUACGGUGGAUACAUAGCACAAUACUAGACAACAAUCUCAAUUUAGAAAUCAACCCUGGAUCACACUGGUUCUGUUCUCAGUGUUUUCCUAUCUCAUGACACAAAGUGUUCACUCCCAUGUUCUGUGCAUGGAAAUAGAUACAUCACUUUAUUGUGGUUGUUCUUCAAGCAUGUUAUAAAUGUAAUAUUUGUAAUGCCUGUUUUAUGUUAAUUGUGCCAUUGAAUAUGUUAACUGGAUAAACAUUAUACAGCUGUAAUUUCUUUGCAUUGCCAUAUCAUUUUAGAUUAUCAAUUCUAGUACCUGUAAGAUCCAUAUGUUUGUUGUGUGAAAUAUACUCUAACAAAAUUUUUAAAAUAAAACCUGUCAGACCUGCCAUCUUCUUUAAA